AUGGGUCUCUUUCUGAUCUCCGCGGCCAUCCUAAUAGGCCUGAAUCUGCUUUGGAGUAUAUUCACAGUGCUGCGACAUGCCCAGAAUGCCCGCAAACUGCGCUGCGGGUCCAUCCCCAAAUAUCCCAGUGAUCUGCUGGGCAUCAGUACGUUGAAGGAAAUUCUUCAGGCCGAUAAGGAGAAGAUGAUUCCGCCUCUGCUCUGCCGUCGCGUGGAGAAGAUGUCUGUGCGGGAGAAGCGUACCGUUGAGACCUUCCGACUGGUGCAGAUGGGUCGUAACAGCAUCUUCACCUGCGAUCCGAAGAACAUACAGGCGUUGCUGACCACCCAGUUCAAGGAUUUUGAAUUGGGAGCGCCCCGAAAAAAUACGUUGCAUUCGCUGCUGGGAACGGGCAUUUUCACUUCCGAUGGUGAAGCCUGGUCCCGAUCGCGAAAUCUCCUCCGUCCUCAGUUCACCCGCGACCAGAUCAGCGACCUGGAUCUGGAAGAACGUCACGUCCAACAUGCCAUGCGGGCCAUGCCCGUUGACCGUUCCAGCGGCUGGUCGGCCCCCAUUGACAUCCAGUCGAUCUUCUUCCGGUUGACCAUCGACUCCGCCACGCAGUUCCUCUUUGGCGAGAGCGUCGACAGCCAGGUAGCGGCCUUGAACAGCGACCAUGUCGAUGAGGAUAAAUUCCCCUACUACUUCGAUCGCGGACAGUGGUACGCGGCUCAGCGUAGUCGCUUCGAGAAGUUAUACUGGGUGGUCAAUAACAAGGAGUCUCGGUUCAUCGAGUCCCAGGUGCACGCAUACGUGGAUCGAUUCGUGGCCGGCGCUCUCGAGCAGCGCAAGACGGACGAGAAGUCUUCCAUAGAUCAGCAGCAGCAGCCAUAUGUGUUCCUGAACGGACUGGCGAACACCACGCAGGAUCCCAUCGAGUUGCGCUCGCAACUACUCAAUAUUCUCCUGGCCGGUCGGGACACGACCGCCUCGCUGCUCAGCUGGUCUGUUCUGCUCCUCGCGCGCCAUCCAGCCAUCUUCAAGAAACUUCGCACCACCAUCCUCGACUCGUUCGGCCCUUACGAAUCCCCCCGCGACAUCACCUUCGCCUCGCUCAAAUCCUGUCGCUACCUCCACUACUUUCUCAACGAGGUGCUCCGUCUGUACCCAAUUGUACCGGGCAAUCGGCGGGUAGCGGUGCGCGACACGACGCUGCCUCGUGGCGGCGGCCCGGACGGCCAGGCACCGGUAUAUGUGCGCAAGGGCCAACCGGUGAUGUACAGCGUGUUCACGAUGCAGCGACGCACCGACCUCUGGGGACCGGACGCGGAGGUCUUCGACCCGGAGCGCUGGGAAAACCGCCGAGUGGGCUGGGAGUACCUGCCAUUCAACGGGGGGCCCCGGAUCUGCAUUGGACAGCAGUUUGCACUGACGGAGACCGGGUACGUGCUGGUGCGGUUGUUGCAACGGUUUGAUCGCAUUAGCGACGCCCAUCCGGAACAGGAGAUCCGGUUUGGUCUGACAUUGACCUCUGCGCCGGCUGACCCCGUCACGGUGAGGCUCCAUGAGGCGUCUGCGGCUGCGGCUGCGUAG
This is a messenger RNA of Aspergillus tanneri, 1572 nucleotides long. Its product is annotated as cytochrome P450. The record is from RefSeq and is a predicted model, not a curated record. NCBI's taxonomy places the organism in Eukaryota, Fungi, Ascomycota, Eurotiomycetes, Eurotiales, Aspergillaceae. Gene Ontology annotation, molecular function: heme binding; oxidoreductase activity, acting on paired donors, with incorporation or reduction of molecular oxygen, reduced flavin or flavoprotein as one donor, and incorporation of one atom of oxygen; iron ion binding. The coding region runs from base 1 to 1572 and encodes 523 amino acids. The transcript is spliced from 2 exons.